AUGUUUGUACUUAAACAUGGUAAACUAGACAAUUUUAGCUGCUUCCGGUAUGAAAACUAUUUACAAGACUUAAAAAAAUCAAUCAAAUCUAUUAAAUACCCAUUGCAAGAAAUAUUUAAUAGAAUACUAGAAAGUCAAAAAAUAAGUAAUGAACUUCCUUCUCAAUUAUUCUCUCCAAUCCCAUCCUUAUGCAAUGAAAUUAUACAUAGAAUUCCUUUACCAUUUUUUAAUACUAAUGAUGUACUAUUUGAAAAAAUUAUUUUACCAUAUUCUAAUACAUCAAUAAAUAUUAAAAAAGAAAAAGAUAAAUACUUAAUGUUAACAAAUAGUAAAAUUGUCUCUGUUCAACAUAUUAUUGUGUCUCAGAACAAACCAGCGUGUUUAAUUGUAAAACAGUUCCUUAGUUUUUCAGAAUUUACCACUGUACCAUUAUCAUCUUUUAAAAUUGGUGUGUACAUCAUUGACACUACUAAAAUGUCUGAAUUGUUUUGUGUAAAUUUAACUGAAAUUAAAUACAAAUGUUUUUUUAUUAGGCUAUCAAACAAUUUAGCAUUGAUUACUUCUUUGAACCAUGCAGUAUAA
Molecule: messenger RNA, 582 nt
Organism: Macrosiphum euphorbiae (potato aphid)
Lineage: Eukaryota; Metazoa; Arthropoda; Insecta; Hemiptera; Aphididae
Source: the annotation of a GenBank genome assembly